GUGUAAUACUUCAGCCAAGCAGAAAAGGCUUUAAAAGUGAAAUACCCUAUAAUACUUCUAUAUCUAUCUACCAUAGGAUUAAAGGUUGUUUUGACCGAAAAUUUGACAUUUGUUAAAUUAAUUAUUAAAAGUUUUAUGCGAUUAAGGUAGCCAAGGAAAUAUCCAAAAGCUGCAGAUGUCCCAGAAGGAGAAGAAUGGCCAUGCCAAUGGUGUGAUGGUUGUGAAGAGUAACUCCAAUGGUCAACUAAAUUUAACCGAUGGAAAAACUGAAAUGAAGAAAAGUGUUGGAUUAUUUUCUGGGACGGCACUUAUCGUAGGAACUAUGAUUGGUUCUGGAAUAUUCAUUUCUCCUAAAGGUGUACUUGAAGGGACGGGGUCGGUUGCUUUUAGCCUUAUAAUUUGGGUAGCAUGUGGACUCGUAUCUAUGCUAGGUGCUCUGGCGUAUGCAGAGUUAGGUACAUGUGUUCCUAGAUCCGGUGGAGAACACGCAUACCUUAUGUACACGUUCGGGAGCGGCAAAAGACGUUUUGGUACAGUUGUCGCAUUCAUGUUUGAUUGGGUUGGGAUGUUAAUCAUUCGGCCCAUCCAGUUUAGCGUGAUGACGUUGUCUUUAGGAACAUAUAUUGCUAAGCCGUUCUUUCCUAAUUGUACAGACCCGCCUCUAUAUGUUGUAAAAAUGUUUACAGUCCUGGCCAUGUUGUUAUUAGCGGCGGUGAAUAUCCACAGUGUGAAACUGGCCACCAAUCUUCAGAAUGUUACCACGGUUACAAAACUUAUAGCUAUUUGUAUCAUCACUUUGGGAGGUCUUGUCAAGAUUUGCUCAGGAGAUACAGAAAAUAUAACUUCCGGCUUUGAUGACACGAGGAAGGACCCAUCUCUCAUAGCAAUUGCAUUUUACAAUGGUCUUUGGGCAUACGACGGAUGGAACAACCUAAACUUCAUUACUGAAGAGUUAAAGGAACCUGAAAAAAAUUUGCCGCGCAGUAUCCUAAUCGGAAUACCUCUCACAACGAUUGCAUAUUUCCUUGCCAAUGUUGGCUAUUUUGCUGUAAUGUCAAAGGAGGAGGUCUUAUUAUCUCACGCUGUGGCAGUGACCUGGUCCUCCUACAUGCUUGGUGUGAUGUCAUGGGUGAUGCCAGUGUUUGUAGUGUUAUCGUGUCUUGGAUCAGCAAAUGGUAGUUUGUUUGCUACUGGACGGUUGUGUUUUGCAGCUGCACGUGAUAAUCAUUUUCCGAAGAUCUUAUCAUUCAUUCAAGUCAAAAGAUUAACGCCUAUGGCGUCAAUUUUAUUCACAGUUAUUAUUUCCAUGAUAACAUUAAUACCUGGAGAUAUCAGUACCCUGAUUGACUUCUAUAGUUUUUGUAUAUGGAUUGCGUACGGAACGACCGUUGCUUCCUUGCUAGUGUUAAGGUACACGGAACCGAAGCUAAACAGACCUUACAAGGUUCCACUGUUUAUACCUAUAUUUGUGUUGAUAAUGUCAAUAUACCUCGUUGUGUCUCCAAUCAUACAAACCGGCAGAAUCACUUUCUUCUACGCCAUCUUGUUUGUGUUCUCCGGGUUGUUUGUCUAUAUUCCGUUUAUUUACUAUAAUUUCAAAGUGCCCUUUCUUGAUGUAUUUUACCGACGUUUACAGAUUUUAUUUCAAUUAGUACCUCCUCAGUUGACUUGAGCGGACAAGGGCAAUGUCUGACCAAUCUUAUUGGUCUUUUAUAAAAUGUUGUUUAUUUAAGAAACAAAAUGUGAUAUACAAUUGUGAUUAACGUACAAUUAUUUGCUUUUUUAUACCCUAUAACUCUGUUAUGUAUUAGUUAUAUCGUUUUUAUAAAUGCAUGGCAAGUAAGAUUACAAUCAACAAGUUUUACAUUUCUAUAUUAUCUUUUACUCAUUUUUUUAUUCAAAUAAACAUAAGGCAGGAUGUUUAUUUGUAAACAUAUGACUUUUUUUACUUUGAUGUACUUUUCAUACUGUUUGCAUCUGUUUCUGGCUUUCUUUUGUUUUCUUGCCUUCGUCUGAUUAUUACAUGUAAUUAUUAUUAUUAUUCAAUAUCAAUGCUAUGUAGUAAGUUCACAGACAUAAUUAUAUGAAUACCUUGCUUUUGAAAUGGCCAUAAUCUGCAAGGAAGCAUUCUAGGCUUGCAUUCAAUUUGAUGAUUUUAAACGUAGCCUAACAAGGUGCGCGACAAUGUAUUUCUUACCGCAGAAUCGGCUUGCAAAUUCUUGGAUGUAAACUCUCAAAUAAUUUACACUAUGGAAUGAAAAAUUAAAGAAAUACAGCAUAUAAGAUAUACAAAAGGAAAUGUUCAACAAAAAGUUAAGCGCAGUAAAAUGACAAGAUUUGUAUGAGAACAAAUAAAGUGUUGACUAAUAAGGAGUAAUUUAUUCACAGCAAAUAAAUUUUAACUUACGAGGUUUGACAUCUAUAAGGACAUCAAGACUUUGUGUUUCUUUUUGGAAUGUGUACGGUUUGUACUAGCAAACAAAUUGUCACAUUUUCAUUUAAAGGUAGACACAACUACAGUAUAGUUGUCUUUCAUACAUUUAAAUUCAGCGUUUUUAUGGCGGGCAUUAGAAUAUUAAUUUUAUAACUAUACAUGUAUUUGUUUAUAUCUGGCUUACAUUAACAUGUUUUGUUUACUUUUAAUGUUUUCUUGCAUCUCAGACAGGAUUAUCUACCGUUUACACCGGUGCUUACACCCCCCAUGUAAGACAAGUCGCGUGCAUUAAAUGACGUCAUUGACGCGCGCCUUUUAUGAAUGAAUCGCGUUCUUAGGAUGACGUCAUUUUUCCGUUAUGAAUGAAGUUGUAUGUUCAUACGCUACUAUGAGAAAAAAGUGCGUAAUGAGAAUAUCAGUUUGCAUAAUUUCUGUUCCGAAAAUAAUUGACAUGUAAUAUGCAAGAAAAAGAAUCAAACACUGGCUGUUGGUACAGACCGGAAUAUCUAGCUUGAGGGUAACUGUUUACAGCGGUAACGAGGCUCUAAUUCAGCGUUUUUAUGGCGGGCAUUAGAAUAUUAAUUUUAUAACUAUACAUGUAUUUGUUUAUAUGCGGCUUACAUUAACAUGUUUUGUUUACUUUUAAUGUUAUCUAUCCCACAAGUAAUUUAUGUACAAUUUCUUCUGUAAAGAUCAACUCUUUUUAUAUAAAAAGCUAGAACAACCUUUUAUGAUAAUCAUUUUAAAUGCUUAUGUUUAUACAUGAAAUAGAUAAAAUUAUAUGUAACAAAUUUGUC
Molecule: messenger RNA, 3231 nt
Organism: Ruditapes philippinarum (Manila clam)
Lineage: Eukaryota; Metazoa; Mollusca; Bivalvia; Venerida; Veneridae
Product: b(0,+)-type amino acid transporter 1-like
Exons: 14
Coding region: 176-1672 (498 amino acids)
Biological process (GO): amino acid transmembrane transport
Cellular component (GO): membrane
Molecular function (GO): L-amino acid transmembrane transporter activity
Source: RefSeq, a predicted model, not a curated record